Dipodomys ordii (Ord's kangaroo rat) is the source of this 444-nucleotide messenger RNA. Its product is annotated as keratin-associated protein 9-2-like. The transcript has a single exon. Lineage: Eukaryota; Metazoa; Chordata; Mammalia; Rodentia; Heteromyidae. The record is from RefSeq and is a predicted model, not a curated record. Bases 1 to 444 code for a protein of 147 amino acids. Gene Ontology annotation, cellular component: keratin filament.
AUGACCAACUGCUGCUCCCCUUGCUGCCAGCCCACCUGCUGCAGGACCACCUGCUGCAGAACCACCUGCUGGAGACCCACCUGCGUGACCAGCUGCUGCCAGCCCUGCUGCCAGCCCAGCUGCUGUGAGUCUAGCUGCUGCCAGCCUUGCUGCCAGCCCAGCUGCUGCCAGCUCUGCUGCCAGCCUCGCUGCUGUGAGUCUAGCUGCUGCCAGCCCUGCUGCCAGCCCAGCUGCGGCAGCUCCAGCUGCUGCCAGCCCUGCUGCCAGCCCAGCUGCUGUGAGUCUAGCUGCUGCCAGCCUUGCGGUCAGUCCAGUUGCUGCCAGCCAGUUUGCUCGGGACCUGUGUACUGCACAAGAACCUGCUACUACCCCACAUGUGUCCGUGUGCCUGGUUGUCUGUCCCAGGGCUGUGGAUCCAGCUGCUGCCAGCCCUGUAGCUGUUGA